AUGAGCCUGCCCCUGGAGGAACUGCUGAAACUGGAGCCCGAAGAAAUAGUGGCCCAUAACGAGCGCCCCAAGGCCGACGACCUCCGGAACAAGCAGCAGAUUUACUACGAGGACGUCGAGGAGGGGUUGGAGUUACCCAAGUACGUUUACAAUCCCACUCCCACCCAUCUGUUCCGCUGGAGCGCGGCAAUAGAGAACUUCCACCGGAUUCACUAUGAUCUUGACUUUGGGCUGAACCACGACAAGAAUCCCAGCAUCCUGGUGCACGGAUCAUGGAAGCAGAGCGUGGUUCCCCAGUUCUUGAAGGACUGGACAUUGCCCAAGGGUUGGCCGUGGAAGGCCCAAUUUGAGCAUCGGGCCAUGCUGGUUCCCGGCGAUGUUCUCAUCAUGUGGGGCAAGGUCACCAGCAAGUAUGAGAAGAACCAAAUGGGUUUUGUGGAACUGGAGAUCGGGAUGAAGACCCAGGACGGCAUAGAAAGCAUGCCAGGGACCGCAACCGUGGUGCUGCCGCUGCGUAACGGCCCCGACAUUCCCUAUCCCUUUGUGCCGCCGGAAGAUUAA
Molecule: messenger RNA, 561 nt
Organism: Geodia barretti
Lineage: Eukaryota; Metazoa; Porifera; Demospongiae; Tetractinellida; Geodiidae
Source: the annotation of a GenBank genome assembly